Molecule: messenger RNA, 1618 nt
Organism: Pteropus alecto (black flying fox)
Lineage: Eukaryota; Metazoa; Chordata; Mammalia; Chiroptera; Pteropodidae
Product: cholesterol 7-alpha-monooxygenase
Exons: 6
Coding region: 56-1558 (500 amino acids)
Biological process (GO): bile acid biosynthetic process; cholesterol homeostasis; cholesterol catabolic process
Molecular function (GO): iron ion binding; cholesterol 7-alpha-monooxygenase activity; heme binding
Source: RefSeq, a predicted model, not a curated record
CCUUAUCUUUCUAAUCAGAUAGUCCUCAGAAAUUUUGCAUUAGAUUUGCAAAAAAAUGACCAUAUCUUUGAUCUGGGGGAUUGUUACAGCAGUGUGCUGUUGUUUAUGGCUUAUUCUUGGAAUAAGGAGAAGACAAAUAGGAGAACCACCUCUGGAGAAUGGGUUGAUUCCAUACCUGGGAUGUGCUCUGCAAUUUGGUGCCAACCCUCUUGAGUUCCUCAGAGCAAAUCAAAGGAAACAUGGUCAUGUUUUUACCUGCAGACUAAUGGGGAACUACGUCCACUUCAUUACAAAUCCCUUAUCAUACCAAAAAGUGUUGUGCCAUGGGAAAUACCUGGAUUGGAAAAAAUUUCAUUUUACUACUUCUGCAAAGGCAUUUGGGCACAGAACCAUUGACCCAAGUGAUGGAAAUACUACGGAAAAAAUAAGCAAAGCUUUUGUCAAAACUUUGCAGGGCGAUGCCUUGAAUUCCCUCACAGAAGCCAUGAUGAAAAACCUCCAACUUGUCAUGAGACCUCCGGUCGUACCCGAAUCAAAGAUGCCUGCCUGGGUGACAGAAGGGAUGUAUUCUUUUUGCUACCGAGUGAUGUUUGAAGCUGGGUAUUUAACUCUCUUUGGCCAAGAUCUUACGGGACAAGAUGAACAAAAAACACUUAUUCUAAAUAACCUCGACAACUUCAAGCAAUUUGAUAAAAUCUUUCCAGCCCUGGUAGCAGGCCUUCCCAUUCACAUGUUCAAGUCUGCACACCAUGCCCGGGAAAAACUGGCAGACAGCUUGAGGCAUGAGAACCUGGGGAAGAGAGACCACUUGUCAGAACUGGUCAGGUUUCUGAAUGACAUGCUCUCCACCUCAGAUGACAUGGAGAACGCCAAGAUGCAGCUCGCUGUCCUGUGGGCAUCGCAAGCAAACACCAUUCCUGCCACUUUCUGGAGCUUAUUUCAAAUGAUUAGGAGCCCUGAAGCAAUGAAAGCAGCUACUGAAGAAGUGAAUAAAACACUGGAGAACGCUGGCCAAAAAAUCAGCUUUGAAGGCAAUCCUAUUUGUUUGAAUUCAAUGCAACUGAAUGACAUGCCAGUGCUAGAUAGUAUCAUCAAGGAAUCCCUGAGGCUUUCUAGUGCCUCCCUGAACAUCCGAACUGCUAAAGAGGAUUUCACUUUGCACCUCCAGGAUGGUUCCUAUCAUAUCCGCAAAGACGACAUCAUAGCACUUUACCCGCAGUUAAUGCAUUUAGAUCCAGAAAUCUACCCAGACCCUUUGACUUUUAAAUAUGAUCGAUAUCUUGAUGAAAAUGGGAAGGCAAAAACCACUUUCUAUAGCAAUGGACUCAAGUUAAAAUACUGCUAUAUGCCUUUUGGGUCAGGAGCUACAAUAUGUCCUGGAAGAUUAUUUGCUGUUCAGGAAAUCAAACAAUUUUUGAUUCUGAUGCUUUUCUACUUUGAACUAGAGCUUGUAGAGAGCCGUGUUAAAUGUCCCCCUUUGGACCAAUCCCGUGCAGGCUUGGGCAUUUUACCACCAUUAAAUGAUAUCAAGUUUAAAUAUAAGUUCAAACAUUUGUGAAUCUAUGGUUGGAAAAAGAGGACACUAGGUGAUAUGACAGGACCGUGGAAUGUCAUCACC